This is a messenger RNA of Closterium sp. NIES-67, 752 nucleotides long. The record is from the annotation of a GenBank genome assembly. NCBI's taxonomy places the organism in Eukaryota, Viridiplantae, Streptophyta, Zygnematophyceae, Desmidiales, Closteriaceae.
GUAAAGACUUGGGGUAGUGCAGCGGAAGUUGAGGCAGUUGAACCCUUGUACUAGUAUGUGAGAACAAGUGAUAAUAAAAAGGCAAACAUACAGCAAUAUAUAGAAGAUAAGAAACAGUUGUAGAGUACAGUUGCAGGGGGGGGGGGGGGGGGGGGGGGGGGGGGGGGGGGGGGGGGGGGGGGGGGGGGGGGGGGGGGGGGGGGGGGGGGGGGGGGGGGGGGGGGGGGGGGGGGGGGAGCUUGAGCACUCAGGAAUGAUGGAGGAUUCAAAAUGUGUAUUGACUACCGCGCGCUCAACCAGAUCACCAUCAAAUCCCGCUACCCGAUUCCGCGUGCCAACGAGCUUCUCGACCAACUUCGCGGAGCUAGGCUUUUCUCGAAGAUCGUUUAACAAAGAGGUUACCACCAAAUUUGCGUCGCCACCGAAGUUUAUAACAAGACUGCGUUCCAAACACGAUACGGUAGCUACGAGUACAUGGAAUUUCUUAGACAAGUGUGUAAUCAUCUACCUCGACGACAAUUUGAUCCACAGCAGAAGCAUUGAACAGCACGUACAAGAUCUUGAUGCAGUCUUCACGCUGCUGCACAAGAACCGGCUAAUCAUAAAGGGGUCGAAGUGUGAAUUUCUUAAGAAGGAGUUGGAGUUUUUGGGACACAUCGUCUCCACCGAAGGCGUAAAGAUCGACUCGAAGAAAAUUCAGACCAUACAGGAGUGGAAGCAGCCGUGAAACGUCAAGGAGCUGUAGAGUUUUU